AUGGAUUCACUGGUAAAAGAAGCAGAUGAACUGAAGACUAUCUACAACCGCUUGCAAUUCUGCGCAGGCGCCAACUUUCUGGACCGUUGGGGCGUGUGGUUUGACGAACUUAGUCGAAUGGAGAAGUACUUGAAGAGCGGAAGUCGGCAGCUGAGUGAAUUGCGGGCGUUGGUGUUCGCCAACUUUUUGCGUGUGUCUGUCGAAUUUCCUUUCGUGAGGAUGUCGAUCGGCAACAAGGUGAGCAUCGUCGUGUCGAACAUCGUGUCGUCGCAUGGUGCACGCACCGACGGCUUUCUGUACGUGCUGCAGGCGUUUCUUCUGAACUAUCCACGAGCAUGCUCCUCUUGGCACGAACAGAUGAGGAGUUUCGUUUUUUCGAAGUUCACCUCGACAUUUUCCGAGGUGAGGAAAACGGCGGCUCUCACGUUCGCAUUAUUACCGCGAUGCAAAUAUUCUAAAAAAGAUGCGGGCCCCUGCCUGGCGUGGUUCUCGCAGAUGAUGCGCACCGUCGCCACUAUCCAUGACGUGGCAGUGACGCUGACAGUCAACGACCACACGAACAGCUGUAUGUUGAAUUUGCCAGAAAAUGUGGAGCGCUUUCCGAUAGACGCGUCUUCGGUCGAUUUCACGGAUCUCUGCCGGAUCAUAGAGAGUUUACUUUGGUCAGCGGUGCAUAUGCUUUCUCUGGAGUUUAUGAGCGUGGUGGACGUUCCGUCGAACAGCAUUAUUCACCUGUUCGCUUGCCUCUGCGAACUGUUCUGGUUGCGGAGCUCUGUGUGUUCCGAUUUAAUUGUCACUUUUCUAGAACCGUGCUUUGUGUUGCUCUCUCGAACCGUCCGUUUGUUGAAAAUCGAGUUCGUGCCCUUAUGCCGUCCGAUGGUCGAUCUGCUCUUCUCACUGCUAAAUGCUGAUGCCCCAUCCGAUGGAGCGUACAUCUUCUUGCUGCGUCGUUACGUGUACGACGUACUGUCGACCGUCUGUAGCGUUCUUGGUGCGUGUUCCAAACUGCAGGAUCGUUUUGCGGAUCUAAUGCCGUUGAUAAAGAAGGAGCUGCAGCUAGGUAUGACCAUAUCGCAUCCUAAGUCUGAACCUGUCAAGAAAUCUAAGCGACAGCGUAAAGCGCUAGGCGUCACCGAUAGCGUUCUUGACCAAGCGGUUGAGAAAUGCUUUUCGUUGACGUGUGCCGUGGAUACUGCUGUCAGCUGCUGCGACAUGCUUGACCAGGCUCUGCUCCAUUUC
Soboliphyme baturini is the source of this 1239-nucleotide messenger RNA. The record is from the annotation of a GenBank genome assembly. NCBI's taxonomy places the organism in Eukaryota, Metazoa, Nematoda, Enoplea, Dioctophymatida, Soboliphymatidae.